Meloidogyne enterolobii is the source of this 782-nucleotide messenger RNA. The record is from the annotation of a GenBank genome assembly. NCBI's taxonomy places the organism in Eukaryota, Metazoa, Nematoda, Chromadorea, Rhabditida, Meloidogynidae.
UUUAUUAUGUAAUAGGUUGAUCUCUGACAUUAGGAGGGCCUCGGGAAAAGUUUUGACACUGAAGAGGUCCUCGGCAAGAAACAUCUGUAAGGAAUGAACUUCUAUAAGGAAUGAACUUCUAUAAGGAAUGAAACGCGACAUUUUUGAACUAUAGGCUUAAUUACAAAUUUUAUCAUUUUUUAAGAUUCUCCGAAUAAUACAGAAGGUAUUGCCCCAUCUAGAAGAGAGUUGGAGUGUAUAACCCAAAGCUGUGUUUGUUCUUAUUAUGGAGGUAUUUUUACCCUUAUUUCAAUUAAUUUAUAGUGCAAAACUAAUGGUUCUGUUAAUGAUUGUACCCUUCCAAAUGGCCAAAAACUUCAAAAAGCACUUCGAAAAGAAAUUAGAAUGUUAUCAGAUAAAGAAAGAAAUGAUUUUUUUAAAGCAGUCAGAGAAAUGAAAAAUAAAGGAGGUUUUGAUUAUAUAGCCUUGAUACACAGAUUAGCCUUCGUAAACGGAGGAGCUCACAAUGGACCUGCUUUUUUCGUUUGGCAUAGGGAAUAUCUGAAAAGGUUCGAGAUUCUGCUUCGAAAAUAUAACCCAACCCUUGGCUUGCCCUAUUGGGAUUCUACUUUGGAUGGUCGAUUGCCAAAUCCGGCAGAUUCUAUUCUUUUUACUAAAGAUGGAGAUCCUUAUAUUACACGUGAUGUUGGCAAGGUUGGCAGGUGCUUUACAGAAUAUGAGUGAGUUAAUACUUGUUGUAUAAAGUUAGAAAAUAUAAAAUUUACCGACUGUGGACGAUUGGG